AUGAUCGUCGUUGUUCCAAAUUUGAUGGGUAUCGCCCUUUUCUCUCCACCUCUGGAUAGGCUAGGCAAUUCAGCACGUGGAGUUGCUUUUUGUCAGAAACUGAUUGAAUCGUUCAAUUUCCACAAUUAUGACAGUCUGCUACAUGCCGACUCGAAGAAACACGAUCCUCGACGGAGGAUUGGCAAUCGCGACACGGAAAUCGUCGUCUCCCUACUUUUUGCUGCCAAAUACGGCGAUUUUGAUGUCGUGCGCAGGAUGUAUCUACAAGGUACUAACCUGGAAAUGGCCGACUACGAUGGACGGACAGCGUUGCACGUGGCUGCAGCCGAAGGACAUAUGCACCUUGUGAAAUUCUUCGUCAACGUCGCUAAAGUGAAUCAUCAGCCACGAGACAGAUGGGGACGAACUCCGCUCGACGACGCUCGCAGCUUCCAUCAUGAGGACGUUGUUCGGUUCCUUCUCAAACAUCAUGCACGUGGUCAUAAAGUCGUUCUCCCAACGACGUUCCAGCCAGUGAAAAUGGAGCCGAGUAUCGACAAAACAUCACUUCCUGCACAAUAUCCAUUCAGUGAAAAAUUCCAUCGUAUUCAGCACGAGCAAGCAUCCUCUAUGCUGACUAAUCAAGCAGAUGAGUCGUCAGGCGAAGAUGAGCUAAGCAGUAGCACUGGAAUGAUGCUCAUCAAUGAAGAUGAAGUCAAGGAAAAAGCCGGUAUUGGUAAUGGACGCGUGCUUUUCAGCAUGUAA
This is a messenger RNA of Cooperia oncophora, 744 nucleotides long. The record is from the annotation of a GenBank genome assembly. NCBI's taxonomy places the organism in Eukaryota, Metazoa, Nematoda, Chromadorea, Rhabditida, Trichostrongylidae.